AUGAGCAGACAAUCAAGGAUAGCAGCCUCUCUGCUUGUGUUCGCAUGCGCGAGCUCUGGGGCUUUGGCGGACCGAAAAUUCAAUAUUCACGAUGAUUUACUCGCGUUUCCUCAGUACCGUCUCCAUUUCCCCGAUGCUUUCGUUCUCGACUCCCAGGCGCGCGCAUUCCUAGAACAGUCUCCUCAUAGCCCCUCCGCCGAUAAGCGAGAUGAUGAACAAGCUCCAUUGACAGAUGAGACUCAUGGUUCGGCACACGGGUCGAACGACGACGAGAUAAAGCUAUCAUACGAGGAGCUGAUCCUUGAGGGCCAGCGAUAUCUGUGCCAAAUCCCGAUAGUACCAGAUACCAAAGGGAAUCAGACUGCAGCGGAGGUCGACGAGGAGGAGGAACGAAAGGAAUUGGCCCGGGCAACGGACCGUGGCCUGGAGCUACUGAGCGACAUGGAAGGGAGAUGUCUCUACUACAUCUCGGGUUGGUGGUCAUAUUCCUUCUGCUAUAACAACGAGAUCAAGCAGUUUCACGCGCUCUCAUCGGCAGGGGGCGCUCCGAGUUACCCCCCAAUGGAGGACCCGCAAACCCACUCUUUCAUCCUCGGAAGAUUUCAUCGCGACGACGGCCAUAACGAUGAAGAGAGCGGGGCCAAAACCGAAAAAACGACUACAGAUCUAGCGGAACUACAAACUAGAGGAGGAUCCCGGUACCUCGUACAACACCUCGAUGGCGGUGAUCAGUGCGAUAUCACAAAGGUAGACCGCAAAAUCGAGGUUCAAUUCCACUGCAAUCCCCAGUCGACGGACCGAAUCGGUUGGAUCAAGGAACUCGCAACCUGCUCGUAUCUGAUGCUUAUAUAUACCCCGCGCCUAUGCAAUGACGUCGCCUUCCUUCCGCCUCAGGAGGAGGAAGUCCAUACCAUCGAAUGUCGUGAGAUUCUCACGCCAGAGGAAGUCUCUGGCUGGACGGCCAUGCAGGAAUACCAAUUGUCCCAGAAACUCGUGGAAUCGGCAGAAACACCAGAGUACCCAAUCAUCGGGGGUAUCGAAGUUGGUGCCCAGCGGUCAGUAGGAAGUGAGGGCAAGGUCAUGGAGAAGGGUCGCAUAACCACCAUUGGCGAAGAAAACGUCGAGAUUGUCGCCAAAAGCGUGAAUGGAGAGUUCAAGAUGAUACCACCCGAAGAGCUAAAGAAGCUUGACCUUGAUCCCGAGAAACUCGAGAAAUUCAGGAAGAAAGUGGAGGAGUUCGCAAAGGGAAAAGACUGGACCCUAGAAUUCGUUACGAGCCUGGGGAAACCGUCGUUUGUGCGAGGAGUAGUAGAUACAGAGGAUGAAACAGUAGGAGGAAAUGAAGAAACAGCGGCGAAAGAAGAAGAGAAGAAGGAUGACCAAAAACAAGACAAGCUUGGGUCAAAGGACCCUCAAGAAGAGAAGGUUCAGGGCAAGGCUGACGUGAGGGUUGGUGAGCAGGAGCCGACAGUCGACGCGGAAGAUUCGGAUGGGAGCGAAGAGAUUUUCAAGGAUGAAUUGUAA
Molecule: messenger RNA, 1524 nt
Organism: Aspergillus calidoustus
Lineage: Eukaryota; Fungi; Ascomycota; Eurotiomycetes; Eurotiales; Aspergillaceae
Source: the annotation of a GenBank genome assembly